CGAGAAAUUACGAGCAGAGCAGUGUACUAGUCUUUAUGCUCAGAUUCAUCGUCCAGCUGGCCCGAUGCUGUCCCGAUGUCGACCCAUUUUGCGAAGUGAAGGACGUUGGGUAUGUCUGCGACUGAGUCACUUCGACACACGCUCGAUGAUACCCUCGACUACGUGGCCCUCCUCGUUGGAAAAGACGAAAUCCAGAACUAUCGUCUUCCGCGACGUAUGUCGCUUCUCAAGGACUCUGGACCCGUAUUCCUCGUUGUAGAGGCCAAAGUUCUUUCGUCCCGCUUAAUGGACCAUCUACCCCAGGCAGUGGUUAAGAUGAUGGCUUGUGUGAAGUCUUUGAACCAGAAAUAUCUUCGCGGUGUACUGACGAACGGGCAAAUUUGGAUCUUCGUCAUCGUCAUCACCAAAUCGGACCUUGAACGCCCUGGCGAAGGUUAUUACUACUUCUCCGAACCUAUUGAGUUGAAGAGGAAUAAAAGAGAGAUCGACGAGGAGUCAGCCAACACGAUCUCCGGGAUUCUCGCUAGCUGGAAACCAUACCAAUGCUGCGUACGGCUGAACCGCUCGGAUGUCUCACUCCACCGCACUCUCCGAGCCAUCCUCACAUUUUCUCGCAGCAUGUCUCACAUUUUUCAUAGGAGCGCUCUCUGUGCCGCAGGACUCGCCGUCGCGAUAUAAUACGGAUCGUCGCCAUGCUUCCCGUCA
Stereum hirsutum FP-91666 SS1 is the source of this 705-nucleotide messenger RNA. RefSeq lists its product as uncharacterized. The record is from RefSeq and is a predicted model, not a curated record. The coding region runs from base 112 to 678 and encodes 188 amino acids. NCBI's taxonomy places the organism in Eukaryota, Fungi, Basidiomycota, Agaricomycetes, Russulales, Stereaceae. The transcript has 4 exons.